Oncorhynchus tshawytscha (Chinook salmon) is the source of this 3826-nucleotide messenger RNA. RefSeq names its product hepatocyte growth factor-like. The transcript is spliced from 18 exons. The coding region runs from base 117 to 2252 and encodes 711 amino acids. The record is from RefSeq and is a predicted model, not a curated record. Gene Ontology annotation, biological process: proteolysis. Gene Ontology annotation, molecular function: signaling receptor binding; serine-type endopeptidase activity. Lineage: Eukaryota; Metazoa; Chordata; Actinopteri; Salmoniformes; Salmonidae.
UGAACAACCCCAGUACCUCCGUCCCACUGUCUGGACCUUGUCAACGAAAGACAACACCAUUACUAUUACUGGGAUUUCAAUAAUCGUUUAUAACGUGAACAGCCUUUGCAGCAACUAUGUGGAUUUACAACAUUAUUUUUACUCUCUUAAUCGUCUGUUAUUCAGAGUGCAGGAGGAAUGCAUUACAGGACUACCAGAGGAGUGAUGGCGUGAGAUUGGUCCAACUGCCAGACUCUGCCCUCCAUACCAAAAGCAGGAAGUUGAGCAUUGUGAAGUGUGCCCGUGGUUGCAGCCGCAACAAGAUACUGCUCUUCACCUGCAGAGCGUUCUUGUAUGAUCAGAAAAACAGGAAAUGCCAGUGGCUGUCGUUUGACAGGAACUCACCAGGAGUCCAAAGCCAACAUGACUUCAACUACCAACUCUACCAGAAGAAAGCCUAUGUGCAGGAGUGCAUAGUGGGGACAGGAGUGAACUACAGAGGGAGAAGGUCUGUAACGGCCAGUGGAAUCAGGUGCCAAGCCUGGGCCUCUCCUUUCCCUCAUGAACACAAUUUCCUACCAAGGAGGAACAGGAAGAAGGAGCUGACAAACAACUACUGUCGUAACCCUGACAACGCUAUUUCAGGACCAUGGUGCUUCACUACAGACCCCAACGUCAGACACCAGGACUGUGGAGUACCUGAGUGCUUACAAGUGGAGUGUGUGAGCUGUAAUGGGGAACGCUACAGAGGUCCCAUGGAUCACACAGAGACGGGACGGGAAUGUCAACGCUGGGACCUAGAGGAACCACACAAACACCUCUUCCACCCCAAUAGGUAUCCUGAUAAAGGCCUAGAUGACAACUAUUGUAGGAACCCAGAUGGACGUCAACGACCGUGGUGUUUCACCCUGGAUGCACACACAUCCUGGGAGUACUGCAACAUCACAGCCUGCCCCUCAGACAGUGUGGGAGAGGUAGAUGUGACUACCAGGUGUUUCCUGGGUCGAGGUGAGGGCUACAGAGGGACAGUAGCAGUAACACCCAGUGGGGUGACCUGUCAACGCUGGGACUCACAGUACCCCCACAACCACACAUACAUACCCCAGGACUAUCGCUGCAAAGAUCUGAGGGAGAACUACUGCAGGAACCCUGACGGCCUUGACCUCCCAUGGUGCUUCACUUCAGACCCUAACGUUCGCAAAGCAUUCUGCACCAACAUCCUCCGCUGUGGCACACAGAAUACUGAACCCCAUGACUGCUACGAGGGCAACGGAGAGAGCUACAGAGGAGAGGUAUCUAGGACCAGGUCAGGUCUUCCCUGUUCCCUCUGGAGAGACCACAGUUGGGACAGAGAUGCAGCGGUGCUGACUGUGGGACAGGAGGCGAGUUUCUGUAGGAACCCAGACAGAGACACACAUGGCCCCUGGUGUUAUACUAACAGCACUGCUAUACCCUGGGACUACUGCAGCAUCAAACCAUGUGUACCAUCAAAGAACUCUAUUCCACAGAGAGUGGAGAUGUCCAAUGUGUCAUGUUUCAUCCAUAAGACGACCAGGAUAGUAGGAGGAGCUCCAGUCGCCAUCACAGACGGAAGCUGGAUGGUCAGCAUACAGAAACGGUCCAGUCACUGGUGUGGAGGUUCUCUCAUACGAGAGGAGUGGGUCCUCACUGACAGACAAUGCUUCUCCUCAUGUGUUCCAGACUUGAGUGAGUAUCGUGUGUGGUUAGGUGUAUCAGACCUUCGUGGCUUGGCUCCUAACAGCUCCUUCAGACAGGAAGUCUCCAUCUCCCAUGUGAUCUGUGGUCCUGAGGGCUCCAACCUGGCCCUCAUACGGCUGGCUCAGCCUGCCCUCCCUGCAGACAGUGUCCACACCAUUCAGCUGCCGGUGGCUGGGUGCUCCAUUGCUGAUGGCUCGAUGUGUAGCAUGCAUGGAUGGGGCGAGACCAAAGGUACGGGUCAUGAAGGUGUACUGAAGGUGGUCCAUCUGCCCAUGGUCAGUAAUGAGAGGUGUAGUGAACAACACAGAGGGAACCUCCACAUCACAGACACCAAGAUUUGCGCUGGGGGGAGGAAGGACGAGGGCGUCUGUGAGAGGGACUAUGGCGGCCCCUUGGUGUGCCAGGAAGGAGAGAGCAGGGUCAUAGUGGGGGUCAGUGUCCAUGGCAGAGGCUGUGCCCGUGCCAAUCGGCCUGGCAUCUUCAUCAACGUCCCCUUCUACACCCAGUGGAUCCACAAGGUGUUCCGACACUACCCCGAACCUCAGAUCAACUAGGCACUACCCUCAGAUCAACUAGGCACGACCCUCAGAUCAACUAGGCACGACCCUCAGAUCAACUAGGCACGACCCUCAGAUCAACUAGGCACGACCCUCAGAUCAACUUGGCACGACCCUCAGAUCAUCUAAAUAUCAAAUACAGAUAAACCUUUAUCCCAUCAUCAAUUAGAGACUCACUCGACCCCCCUUGAUGUAGAUACACCUGUGGCUCAGUCACGUAAGGACCAACUGAGUCCCUGUGCAUUUGAAAGAGGGAAAACUCCAGCCAUACAGAAAGAAAUCAAACGCAACUCCAAACUUGAUUCUGGAAUUCAGACUCAUGGGCUUCUAUAUGUCUUUGGAGUGGACCUGUGAAGUGGAAUGUAAUUGUGUUGAUCAGACUGCUGGAUCGAUCCUUUAGAUAAUAUAAAUAUGUAGUGUUACAGACAUGCUACUAAGGACAACAUAGGUGUGGAUAUGUGGUUGGCCAAACACCAUGUGCUGAAGCUGGUAAGGUUUGGAUGUUCAGGACUCAUAUUGUACACAAUCAGUAAGAAUCUGUAGACAAUGUGGUAAUAGGGGAGAGUGGGGUAAAUUGAGACACCCCUUGUUUCUAGGAAACCAUAUACAAAAUUAAUAAUGUGACCACAUUUUUAGGAAGAGGUCAUAAUUUCAUGGAGUCAGAAGGAAGAAAGCACCACCACAAAGUAAAUUGAACGUAUUGUGUUCCAGGUUUCAUGAUGCUUGUAUCUAAACCAAAGUUAGAUGUACAUCAGUUGGGGUCUUUAUAAGCUACAAUAUGAGGUCCAAAACCUAGCAUGAAAGUGCAUCCUUGUAGCUGUGUGGACUAAUAUAAUCAAAAUGUUUGCCUUGGUGUAAGUUGAGCCAAUGGCCACCAUACCCCCGUGUCAUGCAUAUAAACUCAUGAUAGUGCAUUUGAAUUAUUACAGAGUAGACAUCAUCAUGCCCAUUGUAUACAAACGUAAAACAAGCAGGGGUCUAGCCGCCUUGAGUUUCUUGAGAGAGCAACCAAGGAAGUGAGAGAAGGGAAGAAGUCAAUUUGAGCAGCAGAAAAGGAUAGAAAAAAUGGUCUUUAUGACACUGAAGAGGUACGUUGACGAUCAGCAAGGCUAUGACAGAGUAGCAGAGGCACACAAGGUCUCAUCUGAUGACAUGGAGUCUCAGCUUGCUGAUCAUAUCAAGAAUCUGGCAGACCAGUUUCAUGGGCUUAGCCUUAAAUGCAAAGAACUGGCACAACUGGCACAUACGAAUUGGCACAUUGAAGUAACAUCUCUAUCCCAGGCAACUGGUCAAGAAAUGAAAGGGUCAGUGAUAUUGAACAGAGAGAUCUAUCUGUAUGUAGGCAUACAUUUAAGAUAUACACUAUACCACACCCCCAUUCCAUUAAUUCAACUUUGACCAUCACCCACUAUCACAGGUCACCAUCACCCACUUACCUCAAGGCGGCUCAACUGACCUUGUUCCUUUGCUCAACUUAAGAUGUGCCAAAAUACCACAUUUUUUUAACAAGCUAUGUUUUCAAAACUGUUAUGUUUCCAUGAAUUCUGAUUAUUUCCAGGGAUACACAACAU